UUCCGGUCUCGACUUUAUCAGUCAAUGUCCGCCAUUCUUUACAACAUGGCGACUGAUCAAACGAUCCAGCUCCCCCAGACCAACAGACGUGAUUGAUAGUCAGGUGUCUGGGUAAUAUAGAAUCUCUGUCAAGUCUGUGUGUCUAUACCUUUAUCUAAAGCCAAUCAUCGGGUACAGCUGGUACGGCAGUUCAAGCAGCACCAUUCACGUCUACAAGACAAGAGUUCUCCAAACCAAGUAUCACCAUGAUUGAAAUCAACCUGAACAACAUCACCGCUUACUUCACUCUGAACAAUACCUACAUCGCCGUCGGAUUGCUGACAUCAUGCAUGUCGCUCUGCGGCUGCGCAUUAAUUCUUGGGACAUAUAUAGGUUUUCAAAGUUUGCGGGCUACUGGUAGAAAGAUUCUUGUAUACAUCACCAUAUGUAACAUGGGUGCGUGUGUAGGACACAUCAUAGGGGCCGCCACUAUCAUUGGCUACGACGAAAAAACAGCAUUUGUCUCGUUUACGCCGUGUGCUGUUUCAAGUGCGUUCACCAUAUGUUUCCGCCUGGGAAGUUAUCUUUGGACCUGCGCGUUAGGCCUUUUCCUGUGCGUCAGCAUGUCGUGGAAACGAAUACAGUUUGGCAAAACCUUGAUGGGCCCAUUCCAUCUAGUCUGUUGGAGUAUACCAAUUGGCAUAACGAUUGCGGUCCUGGUAUCUGACGUCGUUGGGUUUGAUUCUCAACCUCUUACCAAUCAAAAUCGUCCUCCAUGGUGCUGGAUCGAUCAUCAGGCCCCGGAUUACGUCACGUGGGCGUUUUUGACAGGUCCAGGAUGGCAAAUGGGUGCUAUCGUAGUGUGUGCCUGCGCGUACACCGUUCUCCAGUGGCACUCUAUGGUCAAGAAGCCGCCACUUGCUGAGGAUGUAGGGGAGUCGACGGAGAAUCUGUUCAGUCUCUUAACAUCUGCCAACUCUCGCCUUCGCCAAGUCCUCGUCGUAUUCAUCCUCCUCCAAGUGUGGGGCACUUGGAGCUUUCUGGUGUCACUACACCGUCCCAGCCCCAUCUGGCUCGUCCUUCUUCAGGAGAUAGGGAACCACAGCCAGGGGCUAGCUAAUGCUAUCAUUUUUUGUGUAUAUACCGGAGCCGUCAGACAUAAAUUGGCGCCAAAAUUCCAGGCUUGUUGCUGCUGCUGCUGUAGACGUUGUCCAAUCAACUGCAAGAAGAGUACCAUUAGAAUUCCCGUAGAGAUGGCAGCCUUAGGUCCCCAGGGCCCGGAGGGCGAGGGGCUCAUGGUGAGCACAGCAGAGGAUGAAAUAGACUAAUAUCAUUUCUUGUGUAAAAAUAUAUUUUUUUAAUUUAACAAACACGUUGAUCACAAAUAAACAAAUAA
Messenger RNA from Mizuhopecten yessoensis (Yesso scallop), 1375 nucleotides. RefSeq names its product G-protein coupled receptor 157-like. The record is from RefSeq and is a predicted model, not a curated record. Gene Ontology annotation, biological process: adenylate cyclase-activating G protein-coupled receptor signaling pathway; cell surface receptor signaling pathway. The transcript is spliced from 5 exons. Gene Ontology annotation, cellular component: plasma membrane. Lineage: Eukaryota; Metazoa; Mollusca; Bivalvia; Pectinida; Pectinidae. The coding region runs from base 246 to 1307 and encodes 353 amino acids. Gene Ontology annotation, molecular function: G protein-coupled receptor activity.